This is a messenger RNA of Aegilops tauschii subsp. strangulata, 513 nucleotides long. Lineage: Eukaryota; Viridiplantae; Streptophyta; Magnoliopsida; Poales; Poaceae. The record is from RefSeq and is a predicted model, not a curated record.
AUGGAGCAGGAUGAGCCAGGGGAUGGCGAACAUAGUCCGGGGCUGCCGUCCGAUCAUAGCGAUGGCGGAGAUAAAACUCAUAAACCUGUCUCCGGAGAGGAGAACAGUCCGGACGAUGAUGCAUUCAUCAUCCCAGAAAAGCACUUGGAACAAGAAGACCUCCGCAAAAGGCUUAUCGCCAUCGCGAGGAGCUUGAAGAAGCAGAAGCAAAGGCUUAACGCCGCGCAGGACACGCUCAACCGCAGAUGGAACAAAGUGCUCGACACUGAAGAAAAAUACGGAGGCAAUCGGCACACCAAGAGCUACCCAAAGCGCAAGCUUCUGCCUGAAUUCGACAACGAGAUCAACCUAGACUCCGGAAAGGGCUACAUGACUCAUGGGAUGGCUAAUGCUCUGUUUGGCAAGUGGGAGGAAGUUGCUUGUGACCUGAACGCUGCAUCAAACAUCGACUGCGAUGAUGAGAUCAAUGCUGUGAUCAAGAAGGAUCCUGAAAUCUGGGGACACAAGGGGUGA